CACCACCACCACCACCACCACCAUGUGGCCGCGACCAUGAAUUUUUCACACGACGGGGGGCUCCUUGAGACAACCUAGGAUCCUGCCUCUCAUCCACUCACCCCUCGACACGAAAAAAAAAAUGACCACCUACGGCGGCGGCGUCCCUCUCUCCUACGAGACCCCCGAGUUCCCAGCCCUGUACUGGCCCGUCCACGCCAACCCGGGCGAGCCGCAGUACCUCUACUUCCUCUCCGACAUCUACCUGUACACGCUGUACUGGACGCUCAUCACCAUGGUCGCCGCGCACGGGUGCGUCGCCACCUGGGCCGUACUCAUGCAGUUUGCGUCGGCCGACCAGCGCCGCAAGUACCUCAACUCGCCGCAGGGCCGGGCACUCAGUGCGAAGAACAGGAAGUUGCUGGGGGACAAUCCGAUCGGCGAGACGCUGGGUUGGACCUGGAUCGUGCCCAUCGUAUACAUUGUCAUCGGGGCAAGCGAGGCGUUGCUGGCCGGCAGCUUGGUGGGACUGGUGUUGGGGGCGGUUUACAAUGCGGGUUAUUUUGGGAUGAGUACUUGGACGCCGUUGCUGUGGGGAGUGAUCAAUAUGCUUGUGUUGGUCGUGAGCAGCUUUAGAAUUCAGGGUGGAUUAUGAACAAGAGGAUACUGUUUACGCCCACAUCUACUCAGAUCAGGAGCGCAUAUGCUGGACGACCGGACCGACUGUGCCUCAAACAUAAGACAUGAUAUGCACAGCCCGUGAACCUGUAGGCAGCAAACAUCUCCUGCGCAAGAGAACGGGCCUGCAGAUACGAAGAGGGCGCGGCCUUUGGAAAACCAUAUGCAAGCUAACAUGAACCUCUGGCUCAUGAAGCGAGAACCAGCAGCUAGGCUUGCGUUUACCAAAGCAUCCCUCAAGAACAGUGCAUGGCAGAGUGCGAUAUAAUGCCCCAGCACACGAGAAAGGCCAAUUCUGGAUUCCCGCGACGCCUAGCAUGGCUAAUGUAAUGGGUAUUUAUGCAGGAUGCGCAAUCUCGGUGAGAAUCAAGGACAGCUGACGGUAUGUGACAAUUCCGUUAGCUGUGGCAGUCAUCAGUAGAACUCAGCGUCAAUGCCGAGUUGCUAUCCUGCAAAGGAGAAAUCCAUAGGUCAGAGACUGUCAUAAUACCAACAAG
Molecule: messenger RNA, 1154 nt
Organism: Cladophialophora immunda
Lineage: Eukaryota; Fungi; Ascomycota; Eurotiomycetes; Chaetothyriales; Herpotrichiellaceae
Exons: 1
Coding region: 122-634 (170 amino acids)
Source: RefSeq, a predicted model, not a curated record